AUGUCUUUUCUCCAUUCAAAAUCAUUUUCUUUCUUUCUUUCUUUCUUUCUUUCUUUCUUCUUGAUAAUUUUAUUCUAUUCUAAUUUUUAUAUUUCUUCCAUGUUCUUCCAUGUCUUUUCUCCAUUCAAAAUCAUUUGUUUUUUUCAAUGUCUUUUUCUCCAUUCAAAAUCAUUUGUCUUUUCUUUCUUUUUUUAUUCUUUCUUUCUUUCUUUCUUUCAUUCUUUCUUUGUUCUUCCAUGUCUUUUCUCCAUUCAAAAUCAUUUGUCUUUCUUUCUUUUCUUUCUUUCUUUCUUUCUUUUUCUUUCUUUCUUCUUGAUAAUUUUAUUCUAUUAUAAUUUUUUAUGUUCUUCCAUGUUCUUCCAUGUCUUUUCUCCAUUCAAAAUCAUUUGUCUUUCUUUCUUUCUUUCUUUCUUUCUUUCUUUCUUUCUUUCUUUCUUCUUGAUAAUUUUAUUCUAUUAUAAUUUUUAUGUUCUUCCAUGUCUUUUCUCCAUUCAAAAUCAUUUGUUCUUCCAUGUCUUUUCUCCAUUCAAAAUCAUUUUUUUCUUUCUUUUCUUUCUUUCUUUCUUUCUUUCUUUCUUCUUGAUAAUUUUAUUCUAUUAUAAUUUUAUGUUCUUCCAUGUCUUUUCUCCAUUCAAAAUCAUUUUCCUUCUUUCUUUCUUUCUUUCUUUCUUUCUUUCUUUUCUUCUUGAUAAUUUUUUUAUUCUAUUCUAA
Acanthosepion pharaonis is the source of this 711-nucleotide messenger RNA. The record is from the annotation of a GenBank genome assembly. Lineage: Eukaryota; Metazoa; Mollusca; Cephalopoda; Sepiida; Sepiidae.